UACAACCUGACCAUAAACAGAAAGAAGAAGAGUCACUGCAAAGACAGGCGUUCCUCUGCCAAUAAAGUCUCAUACAUACAUCAUAAAGUCACUCAAUUUGUCACUAGGAGGUUUGAAAAGAAUAGUAAUAAUACCUAAUACAGAUUUGAUCUAUAGCUAAGUCCCUAAAGCGGUCUUAAAAGUUGCCAGGCGAGCAAGUCGCUAAAUAGGCAGCACUGCCAAAACCUGCAACCAGACAGAGAAGAUGCCAGCAGCAGAGGAAUCGCAUGGUGUCAACAAAGUUGUGGACAACAUCUGUAAGCUUUCUCCAGAUGUGUUGGCUGAAGCAUGUCAGCACAUUCUGACAUAUCUUCAAGGACAAACUAAAGGAGUAGAUUCAGCUGAAAUUUCUCAGAAAUUUCAAAGAGCUGGAGUCAGACUUGACCAUGAAGCUCUACAGAACAUUAUCAGAUUUCUCCUGUUAACAUUCAGGUCAGCUGGGAAGAGCAACCUCUCUGGGGAUGACCUUGUGUCCAGGCUAGAAGAAGGCAGUAAAAAGUGGCCCAAAGCUUCCCUUCAGGUGUUGCAUAGGUUGUGGAGUGAACAUGGUGCAUUAGUCCAUGCUCAGCAGCAGGUCCAGGCCAUGCUCAGCAUCAGCCAGUUAGUGGACAUGCAGUGGAAGCUCGGCAUGGCAGUGAGCUCCGACACCUGCCGGUCUCUCAACUCCCCGUACGUGUCCCUACUGCUAAAGAUCGCUGAGCCCUCCGGGCAGAUUUGUCAGAGGUCUUUUGAAAUGACCAUUCCACAGUUCCAGAACUUUCACAAGCAGUUCAAGGAGAUGGCAGCCGUUAUGGAGACUGUGUGAUCGUUGCAAGUUCACCUGAGUUUUAGUCAAAAUGACACAACAGUUAACUUGUUACCCAACCGAAGAACUGCUUGACACAGGUGUGUGUCUUCUUGCUGUUUAACAACAUACCAAUUUUUCCAAAUGUCAAUUGUCUGAUUUUCCCUUUCCAUUUUAAACCGAUUGCAUAAUAAUGCAGUAACAAUCAUUAAAUGGAAACCUCCAGCAGCUUAGAGCACAAAAUCAAUGAAAUGCUUAGUGUCAGUCACUGUUUACCAUCCAACUAAUCUGUAAUGUAGGAUCCAGAAUAAAUUCUGACCUAACUUUUGGUAGUCUUGUAGUCUUAAUAUUGGUUCUAAUGGGGAGUCCACAGGCUCUGCAGCAAAUUUAUGGAUCCUUUGAUUAUCUGGUGUGCAGAUUGUCUUUGAUUCCAUUUUUAAAUGGAUGGAUCUCAUUAAUUUCCAUUUUCGCCACAAUCCAUUGUAGACAGUCAAUUCAAUACAAUGUCAACACUCAAAGAACAGAAAUACAACCACACAAUUUUAUCAAGUGGGGGUCUAUUUGAUGGCCUGCCCUGUGUUAUAUAAAGGUCCACAGUUGAAAUAUGUAUACGUCCUUGAGGUAUACACAUUUAAGUCCUCACCAGUACUGUGGGGUUUAGUAGGCUGCAGAACUCCAGUGGCUACUGCCUCGGUGAUGAGGUUAUAUAUGGCACAGUUUCUAUUUUGGGGAUAGGAGGAGUGCUUGGAAUUAUAGCAUUCAGUAGAUGGGAACUUCUGUAGUGCAUAAAGCAUAUCAGAUAGGAUUACAGCUUUCCAAGACUAUGAAUCAGCACAGCCUGCUUGUAAACAGUCAGGUGUGAACUGCCUUAGUGAAGUAAUGCAUAUUGUGCUGCCAACAUAGUAAUUGGCCAGGUCUAGUCUUCACCACUUCUGCACAUUUUACCAGGUGAAGGCUUUUGGUAGGUAGGAUGACA
Messenger RNA from Etheostoma spectabile (orangethroat darter), 1799 nucleotides. It is a transcript of the gene commd6, whose product is annotated as COMM domain containing 6. NCBI's taxonomy places the organism in Eukaryota, Metazoa, Chordata, Actinopteri, Perciformes, Percidae. Gene Ontology annotation, molecular function: NF-kappaB binding. The transcript has 7 exons. Bases 245 to 844 code for a protein of 199 amino acids. The record is from RefSeq and is a predicted model, not a curated record.